Messenger RNA from Spirodela intermedia, 951 nucleotides. Lineage: Eukaryota; Viridiplantae; Streptophyta; Magnoliopsida; Alismatales; Araceae. The record is from the annotation of a GenBank genome assembly.
AUGAUUGCCCGUGCCUUCUACAUCCCCAAGGACGGCAAGGAUGGCGAGGACGCCAACUUCGUUGCCAACGGAUGGGGGGUAAUCGGGGUCGCCGAUGGGGUCGGCAUGUGGAAAGAGAGGGGAUCGACGCCGGGAUUUUCGCCCGGCAGCUCAUGAAGCAUUCCGCGGCACUGGUGAAGAGAUGGCCCUGCGGUCUCUCCAACCCCGUGGAGAUCCUCGAGGAGGCCUUGUCCAAGACCACCGCCAAGGGGACUUCCACCGCGUGCGUCCUCUCCCUCAAAGGGAAGGUAAUGAGACCUACCUGCCCACACAAAUCAUGCGGCUUCCGACCGACCCACCCCUUUCAUAUCUGCGGCUGACCUCCCGAUGCUCAGUGGCUACAUGCGGCCGUCCUCGGAGACAGCGGCUUCGCCGUCGUCAGAAACAAGGUGAUCUACCGGUCCCCUGACCAGCAGUCCGAAUUCAACGCGCCCUACCAACUGGGGAAGGCCAGCCCUACUUCUUGCUCGACCCUCGAUGCGCUGGUCUGAUUCUUCAAAUCGUAUCGUACAAGUAUUCGUGAACAUGUUGAGAAUAUCUCCCUCCGAUGGGAUGAGGGAUAAGGAUUUUGCUGAUUUUGGGUGGGUGGUCGACUGUAAAUUGCAGAGGAUCACAGUAGCGGUGAAGACAGGGGACCUGGUGGUUCUCGGCACUGACGGGCUCUUCGACAACAUGUACAACAAGGAGCUGGAGGGGGUGAUCGCCAGCAGCCUGAGGGACGGCCAGGAUAGCCCAGAAGGCCUGGCCCGCAACAUCGCUGAGGAGGCCCAUAAGCUCUCCCUGGAGGCAGGACGCGAGUCUCCCUUCUACCUGAAGUGCGUGGAGGAACACGGAAAGGAAAAGUGCCCCCCUGGGGGUAAGCGAGAUGACAUAACGGUGAUCGUGGCACGUGUUACCUGCACUUGUGGUUGA